AUGGAAACUGUGGACCAGCUCUCGUCCCCACUCGCCGACCUCGCCCUGUCGUCGCGCGUCAGCAAGAAGGUCCUGUUCCCGCUCCUCCACCUCCCCGACGAGCUCAUCGAGGUCGUCCUCGAGCACGCCUACGGCUCGCAGCUCCCGCACGACCACCCGCACCACCCGCGCAAGACCGGCCUCGUCCUCGCGCACAAGCCCAUCUGCCGCCGGCUGUGGCCAAUGCAGCAGCGCAUCCUGUACGGUCGCAUCGAGAUCCAGUCGUACGACGAGCUCGUCAGCUUUGAGCGUGCCCUCGUCGGCAACCGCCGUCGGGACCCGUCCGAGCCGCUCGGCAACCUCGUGCGCGCUCUCGGGCUCCGCACCUGGCACUUCCCGGACUGGCUUGGUCAAGGCGGCGCAGGCGACCACGCCGGGCCCGGCGUGCCCGAGCUCGCCGCCAGCCUCCUCUCGGCGCUCUUCACCGAGCUCAACCGCCUCCAGUCGCUCGAGGUCGACCUCCAGUCCUUGUUCGACAGCGAGCGCAGCAGCCCUGUCGAGCAAGCACUUCUCGCCGUCGUCGUACACGACCCGAGUACGCCCGUCCAGCUCUGCGGCCUCAAGUCGCUCCGCAUCUCGACUUUCGGCAACACGCUCGACACGGACCUCAACGGCAAGACGGACGACUUGACGGCCUGGCUGAACCAGUUCAGCCGGUUCCCCGACCUCGCCCACCUGGACAUCAACCUCGACACCGAGGCGCCCCCGUCGUUCAUCAGCGGCGCGUCGCCCGUCCGACCGAUCCUCGCCCAGCUCUCGAGCCUCGACAUCAACUCCGACUUUGCCCUGUGGAACACGCCAUUGCGCGACGUCGCGCCCAACCUCGCCAAGAUCAAGAUCACCUCGACGAGCUUAGCGCUCCGCCCUGUCGUCCGCGGCCUCCCCCCAUCCCUCCUGCACCUCGACAUCUCGUCAGAGCACCGGGUGUGCGAGACCAUCGACGACCUCCUCCCGCCACUCUUUCUCCUCCAGUCUCUCUCUCUCAACACGGCGUGCUUCACGCCGAUCCGACUGCCGGCGAGCCUCGGCCACCUGCGGCACCUCGAAUCCCUCGACUUUGGGCAUUCGUUGCUGCCCACCGAUGGCCUCCUCUCACGCCUCGUACAAGGCCCUACCCGCCUCAAGCACCUUCAUCACCUCGGCGUCGACUUUGUCGCCAACUUUUACCAUCGAGGCCCGACCCUCCUCCGCAACAAGCUCGUCCUGCCCGGCGAGAGCGAGCGCGACGAGUCGGGCGUGAGGCGCGGGUGGUGCGCGCCGCUCUGGCCUGCGGGCCUGUCCGAGCGCGGGCUCAUGGACGUCGUCGACGCGGCGCGCAAGUACGGCGUCCGGACCGACGGCUGGGCUGUCGAGGCGCUCGGCUGGCGCGCCGAGUACGAGCGCGAGCGGGACCUCGUCGCAGUGUGCCGCGGCCUGUCGACGGGCGACUGGAGCGACGCGAGGCGGUUCUGCGGCGACGAGUGCGUCGAGGCUUUCCUGUCGAGGCAGCGACGAGAGGGGCGCCGCAGUAGCGUCGGGCGCGAGCUCGACCUCGUCAGCGGGUUCGAGCGGCGGGCAGCGGAGCGGCGCAAAAGCCUCUAG
Rhodotorula graminis WP1 is the source of this 1620-nucleotide messenger RNA. RefSeq lists its product as uncharacterized. The record is from RefSeq and is a predicted model, not a curated record. NCBI's taxonomy places the organism in Eukaryota, Fungi, Basidiomycota, Microbotryomycetes, Sporidiobolales, Sporidiobolaceae. The transcript is spliced from 2 exons. Bases 1 to 1620 code for a protein of 539 amino acids.